Molecule: messenger RNA, 1623 nt
Organism: Naegleria fowleri
Lineage: Eukaryota; Heterolobosea; Eutetramitea; Acrasida; Naegleriidae
Exons: 1
Coding region: 1-1623 (540 amino acids)
Biological process (GO): proteolysis
Molecular function (GO): metallocarboxypeptidase activity; zinc ion binding
Source: RefSeq, a predicted model, not a curated record
AUGUCCAUUUCACUGCAGCAGCGUGUGACAGCUUUUGUCAUUGUCUUUUUGUUGGUGAUUGGUAAUGUCUUGUUGGUUUCAGGAUUGCUCCACAUUCCGAAUAGUGUUGGAUCUUCCGAUGUGUAUCAACACAUUGUCAAGAUGUCAACAAGAAAAUUUAAUAGUGACACACCAUCAUCAUCAUUCUCACAACAUUUUCAAUCAAAAGGUUUUACAGUCAUUCCAAAUAGUGAUGACCAAGAAAGUAUUUUCAUGUUUUUAGGAGAUGAAGAAUUACAACAAUUGAAAACUCUCUUGUCAUCAUCAACCGAUCACUGCUGGAAUCAAGAUUUGAAAAUUUUAUAUUCUUCUUCUUCUCAAAAAAAAGAAACUCAUAUCAUGACAGAGAAUCAUGAGACUCUCGAAGAUGAAAAUGAUAUUGAAAUGACAAGAGAAAUUAUUUUGGCACAAUUUGAUCCUUCUUUGAAAAAAGAAUUAUUGAAACUCUAUAGUGGAUUUAACAGAGUACCAAAAGAUUAUCCAAACCUUGAUAAUAUUAAUAAUUAUUUGAAAGGUUUAGAACAGAGAUUUCCUGGAAGAGCCAAAAUGAUGAAAAUCACAAAAGAACCAACUUUUGAGAAACGACACAUUUAUGGUGUGAAAAUAUCCAAUCAUGUUGAGCAAGAACGUGAUGUUCCUAAUAUUCUCAUUGUGAGCGCUCAUCAUGCAAGAGAGAUUAACACUGUCAUUACAAGUAUUGUCAUUAUUGAAAAGUUACUUUCUGACUCGAACAAAUUUGGAAAUAUUUUGCAAGAUUAUCAAAUUUAUAUCAUUCCAGUGGUAAAUGUGGAUGGAUAUCAUUAUGUAUUUUCAACAAAUAAUUGGUGGAGAAAGAAUAGAAGAUUUGUUGGAUAUCAUAAUGGUACAAAAUCAUUUGGUGUGGAUCUUAAUCGAAACUAUGAUAUUGGAUUUGAAAAAUGUGCUGGAAAUGAUUCAUUGAAUUCAGAUGUGUAUAAAGGAGAAUUUGCAUUCUCUGAAAUUGAGACGAGUAGUAUUCGAGACUUUGCUAAACGAGUGGGUGGAUUCUCCAAAGUGUUAGAUUUUCAUAGUUUAGGAAGACAAGUUCUCACAGGUUAUACUUGUACAUGGAAUGCUCAACAAGAUUACAUUGUCAAAUUAGGAGAGGAAUUGGCUUCCAAAGCGAACAAUUACAAGACUCGUGUUCCUCAUGCUGAUGGAGAACAUCAAGAAUAUCACAUCAAGCAAUAUACUUCCUAUUCGUUUUUGAUUGAAAUUAUGGACUCUUUCCAACCUCCUUUUUCUGAAAGUGUGAAAGAGUCCAUCGAAUUAAUGCCUCUCAUGGAACACUUUUUAAAUAAGGCCAUUCCAUUAAGAGGACAUGUUUAUGAUCGUGACACUGGAAAACCACUCAGCCAUGUGAAUAUUCAAAUUGUUGGCAUUGAUUGGAAAGCAGGAGAGAGCAGACACACCAAUCAUUUUGGAAGUUAUUAUUUAUUCUUACCUCCAAAUAUGGAAUAUGAACUUGUGUUUUCUCACAAGGUGGGAACCAUGCUAAAGACCAAGACUGUUCGAGUUCGAUUGGGCCAGGACGAUGCAUCACAAGUGCUGGAUGUACAUUUAUAA